This is a messenger RNA of Salvelinus sp. IW2-2015, 767 nucleotides long. RefSeq names its product RAS related 2 (gene rras2). Gene Ontology annotation, cellular component: plasma membrane. Gene Ontology annotation, molecular function: GTP binding; GTPase activity; GDP binding. The record is from RefSeq and is a predicted model, not a curated record. Gene Ontology annotation, biological process: Ras protein signal transduction. Lineage: Eukaryota; Metazoa; Chordata; Actinopteri; Salmoniformes; Salmonidae.
ACAUCUUAAAAACGCAGUGGUUAGCAACGCUGUUGAGGGCGUAUGGACUCGGUCGCCCGUAUCUCAGUGAGCAGCACUGUUAAUUCCUCUAGUCUGGAACGGAUUGUAGACGCAGUUAUCAUUUCAGUCUAUUUAGGAUCUCGAUUUUCCUUCGUUCCAUUUUUCAACUGAAGGCCUUUCACUGAAAAGUGGGUGUCUCCUCACUACUGGUGUUCAGACAGCGGCGAGUGCAGAAGUGUGUCCUCGAUGGCAGGGUGGAAGGACGGCUCGGUGCAGGAGAAGUAUCGACUGGUUGUGGUUGGAGGUGGUGGUGUCGGGAAGUCAGCCCUAACUAUACAAUUUAUCCAGUCCUACUUUGUCACUGACUAUGAUCCCACAAUUGAAGACUCGUAUACGAAGCAGUGUGUCAUUGACGAGAGGGCGGCCCGGCUUGACAUCCUGGACACGGCCGGACAGGAAGAGUUUGGAGCCAUGAGAGAACAAUACAUGAGGACAGGGGAGGGCUUCCUGCUUGUCUUCUCAGUCACUGACAGAGGAAGCUUUGAAGAAAUCUACAAAUUCCAAAGACAGAUCCUCAGAGUCAAAGACCGUGAUGAAUUUCCCAUGAUCCUUGUAGGCAAUAAAGCAGAUCUGGAGCUCCAGAGACAGGUGACCCAGGAGGAGGGCCAGCAGCUGGCCAGACAGCUCAAGGUGACGUAUAUGGAGGCCUCAGCCAAAAUCCGUAUGAAUGUAGACCAGGCUUUCCACGAGCUGGUUAGAGUAAUCAG